AACUAAAAACUAACAAUUAACAUGGAAAUGCAAUAUGCAUAUAAUAAAUUAUAUAUCUGAUUUAUUACUAGCACAAAAUAAAUGAUUCUGGCUCGCUUACAGAAGUAAUGAUGGUCAUGAGAAACUGAGAGAUUGUAAAAUAACAUGGUAUGACAGACUACAGUGUGGUCAGAGCAAACUUGACUUCCUCUGUUUGGUGUGGGUAAAGUAUAAAAAUAAGAAGCAGAGUUAAUUUGUGUCCUAAUAAAGACAACAUGAGAAUCACACAGCUUCAUAUCUAUCUCUUCAUAUGGUGUCAAACUGCAGAGACUUUAGAUCAACUGACUGAUUUGGGACAAAAUGUGACUAUAAACUGUGAUCUGGAUGAAGGAGACAUUUAUUGGUUAUUACUGAAAGUACCAGAUCCUCCUGUGAUGAUAUUACGCACUUUAUCAACAACAUAUUUUCUCUUCGACACAACUCUGAGACAGAAAUAUUCAGUACAAUCUAAAAAUCAUCUGUUUAUAAAUAACAUCACUGUGAAUGAAUUAGGAGUUUAUUACUGUAUGAAGACAGAUACACCUCCAAAAUUCAGCAGUGGCAUCAGACUACAGAUAAAUGAGCCAACAGAAAGUCCAAAUGAAGAGAUCAAAUAUAUACAUCAGAAUCAUACAGAAGUGAAAUAUAUUCAACAGAAUCAGACACUAUGGCAGACUCUUACUCUCAUACUUGGUCUGCUGAAUGGUGUUUUAUUCAUUUUGGUCAUAGGACUAUUAAAGGCUUUUAUUGAUGGGAAUAAAACAAUUGAAGAAGGUUUUAUAAAACUUCAUAACACUGAUCUACAGCAGGUGACCUACAGAAGCUUUUCUAAUCUCAAACCAGCUAAAGUGUUCAGAAGUGAGAUGUUCAAAGCUUCAUAAAGUCUUCAUCCAGGAAACAAUAGCAACUGUGCUGCUUCAAAGCUGCCAACAUAAUCUGUAAAACUAUCCAGACAUAUAUAUCUCGUUAUGUAUAGAUAUAUUUAUGAUAAAUUGUAUUACCUUACCGAUUAAAAAAGCGAUAAUAAAGAGAUAAUUUUCCCGUUUUACCAAAGUGUGCAUAGCUUGACCCAAAGGAAAGUUAAAUGAUUAUAACUUAACAAUGUCAGUCAUCACUGAAAGUGUCUGUUU
Messenger RNA from Triplophysa dalaica, 1148 nucleotides. RefSeq lists its product as uncharacterized. Bases 255 to 899 code for a protein of 214 amino acids. NCBI's taxonomy places the organism in Eukaryota, Metazoa, Chordata, Actinopteri, Cypriniformes, Nemacheilidae. The transcript has 5 exons. The record is from RefSeq and is a predicted model, not a curated record.